CCACGACCGUUCUUCGUCGGGCCUUCCAAUCACUUCAACCUGCCACCCGACUGCCUUGAUUCCCCCGCAAAACAUUGACUUCACACCUGUUUUCACCUCCCAAAGAUUGGAGACACGCGAACGAGUAAACAUCUAUAUCACCUGAAGAAAGUCCCGCGCAACGCGCGCCGAACGAUAGAGACUUGCUUGCAUUCGUCACUUGCACUCCGUCAUAGCCGGACCCCGCCGACGUCAGCGCCUAACCGCCGCCUUACUGAAACGCCCUCGCGAAACCAACCUCGAAGCUCCUAUUCCCGCAAGAACCGACUUGGUCCCGCGAUACGAAAGCCUCAAUCAAUCAAUCGCUAGUCAACGAAGCCAUCAUGGCGUCAGUAUCGUCCUUAGACAAGGAUCUGCGCAAAUUGCGCCUCGACAAGUACACCCCGGCUGCUGCAAAGGAAGUCAGUAGUUGGAUCGAAGGAGUCUUGGGGGAAAGACUACCAGCAGGCGACCUGCUAGAGGGACUCAAGGAUGGCGUUGCGCUCUGCAAGUUGAUCAACCUCGCGAUACCACCACCAGGCGUCAAAUUCAAAAAGUCGGCCAUGCCAUUUGUUCAGAUGGAAAAUAUCUCUCACUUUCUACGCGCCUGCAAACAACCCCCUCUCAACCUCCAAGACCACGAUGUCUUCCUGACCGUCGACUUAUUUGAGCAAAAGGACCCUGCCCAAGUGCUGCAAUGCCUUGGCGCUUUCAGUCGAGCCGCCAACGCAGCGAACCCAGCCAAAUUUCCGUCAGCAAUCGGGAGCCGGAGCCGAGGAGGAGUGAUGAGCCCUCAAGGAACUGGUCGCGGAACCCCAUCGCCGACGAGAUCGCGCGGGUUCUCCAAUGCAUCAGGCUUCGGCUCGCCUCGGCCUACCCUUACCAGCGCCAAGACCGGAGACUCCGGCUCGGGUCGAUGGAGCCCGACUAAGCCAACUUCCCCGGUUACCAGCUGGAGCAGAAAGGAACACGAGGGCGCCACAUCCCCCGCUUGGAACAUUGCUCAGUACGGCUACAUGGGCGGCGCUAGCCAAGGAAACCUAGGAAUCUCAUUUGGAAGUCGGAGGCAGAUCACAAGUGCGGGUCCUGCAGUGCCUAGCCUGGCCGAGAAGGAGCGCGUGCGGAAGGAGAAAGAACUCGAGGAGGAGUAUCAGAGGCAACAGCAACAGCAAGAGGACGCAGAGAGACGUAAGAAAGUAGAGCUCGAACGCGAGGCUAUGCGAAAACAAGAAGAAGAGGAGCAACGACUGCUGAAAGUAAGGCAAGCGGAAGAGGAAGCGCAGGCAGAGAAGCUCGAGUGGGACAGGCAGGAAAAGGAAUGGCGAGCGAAAGACGAUGAUCGCCGCAAGAAGGAAGCUGAAGCUCAAGCUCGCUUGAACGAGGAACAAAGCCGUCUGAGGAGCAAAAGUGACGCACGACUGAGAGGUCAGUUUCUCAGCCAAUACAAGUCUGAGCAAAGCAUCAAAACACAGAAGACUGGAGCCGAUCGGAUUGCCGAGCUGGAGAGGGAGCUCGAAGAGGCGAGAGAGCGCGAAAGGCAAUAUGAAGUUGAACGCCAGGGACGGACGGGCAGGACACUGGCCGUCACCAACGAUCCCAAGGAACGUAUUCGGUCUAGGAGCCGGCCUUCCGACGGAACCCCUAGUCGUCAAGAUUCGUGGUCCAGAAAUGAGCGCGAGGUUCUCCAGACUGCAUGGCCACAGCAUCAAGACUCGCAUCAGGAUGAAGAGCCCCCCGCGCCGCCUCCCAGAUCCCCGAGACCUCUCCCUGACCCGAUGGCGGUUGCUUCACCUCCUCAAAAGGUUGUAGCGCACACGACGGGUGGCCGGCCCCUCCCGGAUCCUGCCGCUUAUCAAGCGGCUGCGCGGGCCCCACCUAGCCGAACUGACAGAUAUCUCAACAACAACGCGGCUCCUGCGCCAUUAGUCGCCAAGCAGACUUACUCACGCGAGCUUGGUGCUACUUCCGAGCAAGAUGGCGAGGACCGCCGGCGCGCUCAAAGCCAGAAUAAGACUAAGGCGGGUGGUUGGGCAUCAAAGUCGCUGCUUGAGCGAGAGAUGGAGAUGGAACGUGAACGCCAGCGUGAGUGGGAGGAGUCUCAAAAGGAGACAGCCAAGGCGGUCCCGAGCGGCAACGGAGUUGACGGUAUUGGCGGUGGCAUUGGAGGCCGCUGGGAUGUGAGCCAAUGGGCGGGAUAUACUGGCGGAGACAACCAGAACCGGGGUGCUCAGGGCAUCGGGGCGGGUCGUAGGCAGAUUGUCGGGCCCAGGCCGUUGCCCAAUCCUCCACGAUAAGAGGUUUUGUCAAAUAGAAGGUGGUCUUUACUGUUUCCUGAGCGUAGACAGGCGCCUAAUCCGCAUGAACCGGGCCUAGGGCGGUUAUGCAUGAUAGGAGUAUUGGCCUGGCAAUUACCGAUCUUGUAAUGAAGAGAACAUGCACAUAAACCUAACUGGUACCGAUCUACUAAAUGUG
Messenger RNA from Colletotrichum phormii, 2490 nucleotides. RefSeq lists its product as uncharacterized. Gene Ontology annotation, cellular component: actin cytoskeleton. Gene Ontology annotation, molecular function: actin filament binding. The coding region runs from base 363 to 2312 and encodes 649 amino acids. Gene Ontology annotation, biological process: actin filament organization. The transcript has 2 exons. Lineage: Eukaryota; Fungi; Ascomycota; Sordariomycetes; Glomerellales; Glomerellaceae. The record is from RefSeq and is a predicted model, not a curated record.